AUGACGACCGCGAGCGGCAGCACCGGCGAUGUCAGCAACAGCACCACCUUUUCCAACAACCAUAACUCGGUGGCGGUGGCCAUGAACCACGUGGCCAACGCGGCCUUUCGCAGCCUGCAGACCACGCUGCAGCAGAUUCAGCAAAAUCCACAAAUCAACAAUAAUCAGGGCGGGCAGACGUUGGCGAACGUUGGAUCCAAUCCGAAUUCUAAUAACGUAGCAGGGGGAGGAACGUCCGCCGGCAGUGGACAGCAACCUCCGGCCAGCUUCAUGGCCAACAACACGACCCAUCCGCCGCCGCCACCCGACUACGACUACUACUACAAUGAUUACUAUCGCCGCUGGAGCGGAAUUAUGAACUUUUACAAGUAGAUUCGUGGCGGAGAUCCUCAUCAAAUCGUGUGAACUGUGUGCAAAGCACCAACUUCAUUCAAGCGCAAAACUAUCGUCGUUGUUUCUAAGGUGAUGAUUUGCCGUGAGUCAGAGAGAGAAAGAGAAGAUUUUAUUUACGCCACCCUUUGUUAAACCCCGCUUAAAACAACGGAUUUUGUUUAUUCUUCCUCCCUCACUUCCUUCUUUUUUAGUCGUUAAGUGAUGAAUAAUUUUAAGCAAGAGUUUUUCGAAACACGCUUUCCUCCCCCCCACGUGACUGUAAAUAUUAUCUUUAUAAAUUUGCUGACCUGCUCCAACGUCCAUCUUCCCCACCCCGAACCCCACAGAGAGAAAGAAUUUGAAAUGAUAAUAAAAUGAAAAAAGCGCAAAAACUAACAAAAGUGAGCAACACACACACACAUAAUUACAAACAAAAAAUCUACGUUUUAACAAGCAUUGCGCGGGAAAUCCUUCAAAGUAGUCAUUUCCGAAUUACAAAACUAUUUUUCUUUUUCAGUCGAUUUAAGAACAAUUAUGAGCUAUUUAAAACGCGCCACAGUAGAUGAAGCCAGAAAACAUAAUAUUAAAAAAGAUUAACAAUACACACAAAGCAGAUAAAUACAAAACAAAAAAAUAUUGAGAGGAUGCAAAUAAUUCCCAGAUAUCAGUACUCUAGAGUUUAGAUAGAGAGCGCGCGACAGUCGCGCAGAACGUUAAGUGACAACAACA
Molecule: messenger RNA, 1101 nt
Organism: Culex pipiens pallens (northern house mosquito)
Lineage: Eukaryota; Metazoa; Arthropoda; Insecta; Diptera; Culicidae
Exons: 1
Coding region: 1-372 (123 amino acids)
Source: RefSeq, a predicted model, not a curated record